AUGAGUAAUUUCAGUUACUCUUCUUUUACUAUAGCCACAUGUACCUUGGUGGAUCCUAAUCGUUGCUCACAAAAUUUUGGUUACUGUAGAAGACGCUGCUUUAAAUAUGAAAAGCAAAUUGAUAUAUGUCUCUCACCAAGUAAAAUUUGCUGCAUUGAGAGGUUGUUUGAAGAAGACUAA
Panthera uncia (snow leopard) is the source of this 180-nucleotide messenger RNA. It is a transcript of the gene DEFB114, whose product is annotated as defensin beta 114. The record is from RefSeq and is a predicted model, not a curated record. NCBI's taxonomy places the organism in Eukaryota, Metazoa, Chordata, Mammalia, Carnivora, Felidae. The transcript has a single exon. The coding region runs from base 1 to 180 and encodes 59 amino acids. Gene Ontology annotation, biological process: innate immune response. Gene Ontology annotation, cellular component: extracellular region.